This is a messenger RNA of Sclerotinia trifoliorum, 5176 nucleotides long. NCBI's taxonomy places the organism in Eukaryota, Fungi, Ascomycota, Leotiomycetes, Helotiales, Sclerotiniaceae. The record is from the annotation of a GenBank genome assembly.
AAAGCAACGGAAGCAUCCUCGCAUAUCACGUUUGAGUUACCCAACGAAUGAAGGUAAUGAGAUGGUAAGCAGCCUUUGGGAUGAUCAGUUACCUUUCGAUAGGUAUAGGUAUUUGAGGGUAAAAGAUCAAAUCCUGACAUCUUCAUUGAAGUGAUCCAAUUCAUAUACUUGUCCUCGAGUAUCUCUACAUGGGAAAGAUUUGCCACUUCACAAUCACAUCAACCCCGCAUCACUGAGUUCCUGGAUCUUCCAAGAGAUCGGCCUUGGGGACUUGCUGUGAGGGCUAUCGGAGACCUCCAUCGGCCUAAGCUACUAGAUAAGGAAUAGGCCAAAUAUAGUAUCUUCGCGCUCUUGAAGAAAGAUACACUCUCUCUUUAAAACAAUCUUCUCUUUUCGCUUUUGUUUUCGCCUUCUAAAACUUAAACCAUCUUAAAAAACUAACAUUCGAGAGGCACUGAGUACUUUUGUGGCAGGAAUUAUAUCCUCAAGGGGGACAGUUGGUGAUUUGGAUCCCUCGAUAAACAACCACUCUAUGAGAAAUAUCCUUCUCCCAACUCAAUAUGGCACCCAUUGCCGUUUCUCCAGAACAUUCACCGGACCCUGCAGUUUCCCUUGCUUCCAGAAACUCUCUCUCCUCCGUGACGACCACUUACGAUGAUACCCUCCGUUUUUAUUUGAAUGGCACGCGAGUUGUCCUCGAUGACAUGGACCCCGAGAUUACUCUACUUGAAUACCUUCGCGGCAUAGGUCUUACAGGAACAAAGCUAGGGUGUGCAGAGGGAGGAUGUGGAGCUUGCACGGUGGUUGUUUCUCAAUACAAUCCAACCACCAAGAAAAUAUAUCAUGCAAGCGUGAACGCAUGCUUAGCUCCGUUGGUCAGUGUCGACGGGAAACAUGUUAUAACAAUCGAAGGAAUUGGGAACACAAAGAGGCCGCAUCCUACGCAAGAGAGAAUUGCGAAAGGAAAUGGUAGUCAGUGUGGGUUCUGUACGCCAGGAAUAGUCAUGAGUCUGUAUGCUCUUUUACGGAAUGAUUCGAAUCCCUCCGAGCAUGAAGUAGAAGAAGCAUUCGAUGGAAACCUUUGCAGGUGUACAGGAUAUCGCCCAAUCCUAGAUGCAGCGCAGACCUUUAGUUCUGGGGCUGCAUGUGGCAAAUCUAAAAGAAAUGGUGGAGGUGGGUGUUGUAUGGAUGGCGGAGAAAGUGGUGGGUGCUGUAAGGACGAAUUAAAGGAUGAUCAACCUAUAAAGCGGUUCACACCUCCCGGAUUCAUCGAGUAUAAUCCGGAUACUGAACUCAUAUUUCCCCCGCCACUUAUGAGACAUGAAUUCAAACCCUUGGCUUUUGGGAAUAAAAGAAAGAAGUGGUAUCGUCCAGUAACCAUGGAGCAGCUCUUAGAGAUUAAGAGCGUAUAUCCGUCGGCCAAAAUCAUUGGUGGAAGUACGGAAACGCAAAUAGAAAUUAAAUUCAAGGCUAUGCAAUAUACAGCUUCAGUGUUUGUUGGGGAUAUUCCUGAAUUAAGGCAAUACUCAUUCAAAGACGACCAUCUAGAGAUCGGAGGUAAUGUGAUAUUGACGGAUUUGGAGUCCAUUGUUCAAGAAGCAGAGAAGCACUAUGGGCCCGAAAAGGGUCAAGUAUUCAAGUCAGUAGAUCUAUUUGUCUCAAACUUCUCCUUGGUCUUUCUGCCAUUGAUGCUUUCAUACGUACCAAUGGAAAUCUAUCAUCCUUUCCUCUGGUAGAGCGACGUCAAAUGAAAGCCAUAGAUAACAAAUCCAGUUACAAUGAUACUUCUUUUAUACUAACGACAUCUAUAGAGCCAUUCAUAAGCAAUUGAAAUACUUCGCUGGUCGACAAAUCAGAAAUGUCGGCACGCCCGCAGGAAAUUUAGCUACUGCUUCUCCUAUUUCUGAUCUCAAUCCUGUAUUCGUUGCAUCGAAUGCUAUUUUAGUCGCAAAGUCUUUCGACAAGGAGACGGAAAUUCCCAUGUCUGAAUUCUUCAAAGGUUACAGGUUAACUGCACUAGCACCAGAUGCAAUCAUUGCUAGCAUUCGUAUACCCGUGACGCAAAAGGGAGAAUAUUUAAGAGCAUAUAAGCAAUCGAAACGAAAGGAUGAUGAUAUCGCCAUUGUCAACGCGGCUCUUAGAAUUGCCAUUGAUGGUUCUCAGGUUGUAACUAGCGCAAGUCUGGUAUACGGAGGAAUGGCUCCAACCACGAUUGCGGCUAAAAAGGCUGGUGCUUAUUUGUUGGGCAAGAAAUUUACAGAUCCUGCAACAUUAGAAGGAACCAUGAAUGCCCUAGAAGAGGACUUUAAUCUUAGCUUUAGCGUUCCUGGAGGGAUGGCGACAUAUCGGAAAUCUCUUGCAUUCGGCUUUUUCUAUCGAUUCUACCACGAAAUUCUGUCCAGUUUCGAGAUGAAAGAUUUGGAAGUAGAUGCACAGGUGGUACCGGAGAUUGAACGCAUGAUAUCUUUUGGUAAAGAAGAUAGAGAAGCCACUGUUGCCUACCAACAGAAUGUUCUCGGAAAGGCAAGUCCACACGUAGCUGCAUUAAAGCAAACUUGUGGUGAAGCACAAUAUACCGAUGACAUACCAGUCCAGAAGAACGAGCUAUAUGGGUGCUUAGUUCUAUCGACAAAGGCUCAUGCGAAAAUCACGAGUGUUAAUUAUGCUCCUGCAAUGGAUUUGCCAGGUGUUGUUCAAUAUGUUGAUCAUACAGACAUGCCAAGCCCUGAGGCCAAUUAUUGGGGAGCACCUGUCUGUGACGAAACAUUCUUUGCUGUUGAUGAAGUAUUUACAACAGGCCAACCCAUUGGUAUAGUUCUUGCCGAUAGUGCAGCACAUGCAAGUGCAGGAGCACGGGCUGUCAAAGUCGAAUAUGAAGACUUACCGGCGAUAUUCACAAUGGAAGAAGCUAUUGAAAAAGAAAGUUUUUUUGAUCACUAUCGGUACAUAAAGAAAGGAGAACCAGAAAAGGCAUUUGAAGAAGCAGAUCAUGUCUUUAGUGGUGUUUCUAGAAUUGGUGGGCAAGAGCACUUCUAUUUAGAAACUCAAGCUUGUGUAGCGAUACCUAAAAUUGAGGAUGGAGAAAUGGAAAUCUGGUCUGGAACACAAAAUCCAACAGAAACGUAAGUACAAUCAAAUACUUCCAUAUUCUUUAGCUAACAAUCUGCCAGCCAAACUUAUGUUGCGCAAGUCUGUGAUGUUGCUGCAAACAAGGUUGUGAGUAAAGUCAAGAGACUUGGAGGUGGAUUUGGUGGAAAAGAGACUCGUUCCAUACAACUUUGUGGCAUCGUGUCCCUUGCCGCCAAAAAGACUGGUAGACCAGUUCGUUGUAUGCUCAAUCGUGACGAAGAUAUGAUUACCUCUGGGCAAAGGCAUCCUUUCUUGUCUCGAUGGAAAGUUGCCAUUAAUAAGGAUGGUAAGAUCCAAGCACUUGAUUUAGAUAUGUUCUGCAAUGGAGGAUGGACUCAAGAUCUUUCUGGAGCUGUACUAGAUCGAUCAUUAUCACAUUCCGAUAAUUGUUAUAUGAUUCCUAAUAUUCAUGUCCGAGGUCGUGUUUGCAAGACGAAUACGAUGUCAAAUACUGCAUUCCGAGGAUUUGGUGGACCACAAGGUUUAUUUAUGGCAGAAUCAUACAUUGAGGAAGUUGCAGAUCGCCUCGGUAUGCCAGCAGAAAAACUCAGAGAAAUAAAUUUUUACAAGCCGAACGAGAAAACACAUUUCAACCAAGCUUUAACAGACUGGCAUGUACCACUAAUGUAUAAGCAAGUUCAGGAAGAAUCGAAUUAUGCCGCAAGGCGUGAGGCUAUCACAAAAUUUAACGCAGAACAUAAGUGGAAAAAAAGAGGGCUUGCAAUUGUUCCUACAAAGUUCGGUAUUUCCUUUACAGCACUUUUCCUCAAUCAAGCUGGAGCAUUAGUUCAUAUCUAUCACGACGGAUCCGUUCUUGUAGCUCACGGUGGUACUGAAAUGGGACAGGGUUUGCAUACAAAAAUGAUGAUGGUAGCAGCUGAGGCACUUGGAGUUCCAUUGUCCAAUGUAUUCAUCUCGGAAACGGCCACAAAUACAGUAGCCAAUACGUCAUCAACUGCUGCGUCGGCCUCAUCUGAUUUGAAUGGAUAUGCUAUAUUCAAUGCCUGCGCUCAAAUCAAUGAACGACUUGCUCCAUAUCGAGAGAAAUUUGGCGCAGAUGCCACAAUGAAACAGCUAGCUCAUGCCGCAUACUUUGAUCGUGUCAAUCUUUCCGCAAACGGAUUCUAUAAAACUCCUGAUAUUGGUUAUACCUGGGGUCCAAACACCGGUCAAAUGUUCUUCUACUUUACACAAGGUGUUACAGCGUCAGAAGUUGAAAUUGAUACUUUAACAGGGGAUUGGACAUGUCUACGUUCUGAUAUCAAAAUGGAUGUUGGUCGGUCCAUCAAUCCUUCGAUUGAUUAUGGACAAAUCGAAGGUGCUUUUGUGCAAGGUAUGGGAUUAUUUACCACCGAGGAAUCACUUUGGUUCCGCGCUGGACCAAUGGCAGGACAAUUAGCAACGCGAGGACCUGGUGCAUAUAAGAUUCCGGGAUUUAGAGAUAUUCCUCAAGAGUUUAAUGUUUCUCUACUCAAGGGCGUAGAAUGGGAGGAGCUGAAAACUAUUCAGAGAAGUAGAGGAGUAGGUGAACCACCAUUAUUUAUGGGUAGUGCUGUGUUCUUCGCUAUUAGAGAUGCGUUAAAGGCUGCGAGGAAGGAGUAUGGUGUGACAGCAGAAAUAGGCGAAGAUAUUAAGGAUGGAGGAUUGUUGAGAUUGGAAAGUCCAGCAACGCCGGAGAGGAUUAGGGUUAGUUGUGCGGAUCCAAUUUUGAAGAGAGCGGAAGUAAAGCCGAAGGAGGGAGAGAAGAGUUUUUUCAUAAGUAUUUAGGAUUAUGGAUUGAGGCUGUGGGAACUUGGUGAUGGAUCGUUUCAUGAGGAUUUUUUGGAUUUGGGAUCUUUUACCAGAAACAAUAAGAUUAAUCUUACAUCGUCACUUUUUAUUGCAUUGCUAAGAUAUCAGAAUAUUAAUGUUUGCUUUUGUUUGGAAUCCUUUUUUAUACUUGAAACUGCCGUGAUAUUUAAUGAUUCGAACAAUAGCAAAAGUAAUACUCUUGGUGUCUUGAACGUUCACUCACUUAUAUAUUUCCUAAUAAUGAACACCAAGGGUA